AUGGUUGUUGCAGAGUUCAGUUUAUCCAAUUUGACUGUAUCACAUGCUGUUUCGGAGUCAACUACUUUUAGCGAGAUGAUUAGUGUGGUGAAACAAUAUUGGCCUUAUGUCCCUGAAGACCUCAUGCUUUUUGGUUACACUGUAGAUGGAAAAUCACAUGUGAUCAAUCACGAUUUGGAGUUGAGGUUUUUCAUUCACUACUACAUCUCCAAAGGUAUCAACGUGGUGAAGUUUAACAUCCAGUUUAAAAUUGUUGUUGAUUCUGUUCCAUCUUCUUCUUCUGUUUCUCCUUCUUCAUCAUCAUCAAGUUGUGUUUCAAACAACAAUGUGGCUAUUGUAGAAGAUUUGACGGAUGAUUCAUCUUUGGUCAAAAGGGUCCCCAAGAAAUCAUAUGCUUGGUCCAACAUCUUAACUGGAGUAGGUGGUUACAAACUUGAUGUACGUAAGAGUGACAAGAAACGUUACACUGUCCGGUGUAUUAACAAGGAAAGUCAAAGUUGUAGCUGGAGGUUUCACGCAUCUCUCGUUGCCAAUACUAAAGGUGUCUUUCGGUGCAAGAAGUUUCAAGGAGAGCAUUCAUGUGAUUUAGCUUCUUCUGAUCCCGCAAAAGUCAGGAUGACGAAAUCUUUUCUGAAGGAUAUCUUAGUAGAUGAAUUUCGAGCAUCAAAGAAGAAGAAGACUGCAUCUGAUGUCCAAGAUAUGCUCUAUCUGGAAUAUGGUAUUGAUCUCACGUAUAGUCAGGCAUACCAUGGUUUAAAGUUCACUAAAGAGUUUCUUUGGGGUGAUGACAUCAAGUCUUAUACAUACCUUCUUUGGUAUAAAGAUUCAAUUGAACGUUAUAAUCCUGGUAGCGUCAUCAAGUUUGAGUAUGAUGGUGAAACGAAGCAGUUCCAUAGGUUUUUUGUUUCUUUUGAAGCUUCUAUUACUGGUUUCAAUAAGUACUGUCGUCCGAUGUUUUUUAUUGAUUGUACUUUCCUCACUGGGAAGUUUAAGGGCGGUCUUAUGGUUGCUUGCGGAAAAACUGAUAACCAAGAGAUCUAUCCAGUUGCAUUUGGAAUAGUUCCCUGUGAAAAUUGUGCCAGUUGGGAAUGGUUCUUAACCAAUUUUAAGGGUAUUAUCAUUGAAGACCUCCCACUGACCAUCACAUCAGACCGUGGAGUUGGCUUUUUGAAGCAUGUCCAUCUUGUCUUUCCAAAAGCUUUCCAUUCUUUCUGUUUGUACCACAUGAAAGGUAAUGUUCUUGUUCCAAAGGGAAAGAGUAGGCAAACUGCUGUGAAGCUUUUUGAAGAGUGCUACACUGCGUUAACAAAGGAGAAGUUUUAUGCUGCUGCCAAGACUAUGAGCAAUCUGAAGCUGGAUUCAGUUAUUGAUUGGAUGAUAAAGAUUUCGUUCCAGAACUGGGAUGCUCAUGCGUUUCUAGGAUAA
This is a messenger RNA of Papaver somniferum (opium poppy), 1425 nucleotides long. RefSeq lists its product as uncharacterized. The transcript is spliced from 3 exons. Lineage: Eukaryota; Viridiplantae; Streptophyta; Magnoliopsida; Ranunculales; Papaveraceae. Bases 1 to 1425 code for a protein of 474 amino acids. The record is from RefSeq and is a predicted model, not a curated record.